AUGUGUGCUACCAAAUUUACAUACUUUGAUAUUUCUAUAUCUGAUGAGAGUAUUGGUAGGGUAGUUUUUGAACUAUUCGCUGACAAGGCUCCAAAGACGGUGCAAAAUUUCUAUCGUUUGUGCGUAGGGGACAAAACUGUCUCGGGGUUUCCUAAGGAUGGAUCAUUAUCGUACAAGGGUAAUGCUUUUCAUAGAUUGAUAAAAAACUUCAUGGUUCAGGCUGGGGACGUUAUAUAUGGCUCCGAUGAGACAUAUGUCAAAUCUGAUAGUAUUGGAAAAGGCGGAUGCUCCAUCUAUGCUACUGAAAAUGAAUUUCAAGACGCAUCCAAAGAACUUGCAUGCUACGGAAAUUUUGAUGACGAGAACCUGGGUACUUUUGAAGAACCAUUUGUGUUAGCUAUGGCUAAUACCGGAUCUCCCAACUCGAACAGUUCGCAAUUCUUCAUCGUUACAUUCCCUUCUCCUCAUUUGAACGGAAAACAUUCAAUUUUCGGACGGGUUAUUCAUGGAAAAUCAGUUGUACGUACAAUGGAAAGGGUUUCUUGUGACUCAGAUGGGUUCCCUACAGAAUGCGUUAAAAUCAGCGAUUGCGGUGAGUGGAAUGACUCUAUGGGCGUACCCUUAUAUAAUGCAUCGAAUGACCCUAUAGGUGGAGACUAUUAUGAAGAAUAUCCCACGGAUGACCAACAUUUUGAUUCUGAAGAUUUUGGUAAAGCUGUAGAGGCUGUAGAAACGAUAAAAGAAGCUGGUACGUUGUUGUACAAGAAGAAAGAUUUUAUGAAUGCUUACUUCAAAUACAAAAAAGCCUUGGCCUACGUCAACGAGUUUGUCCCAGAAUACGACAUCGACAAAGAGAAUAACGUUAAACUUAUCGAGCUGAAAAAGAAACUUUAUUUGAACAUUUGCUUAAUGCUUUUCUACUUACAGCGUUAUUCUGACUCCAUCACAUACACAAAAUACCUUCUAGAAUGCGAUAACGUUUCUAGUGGUGACGAAGCUAAAGCCUAUCUGAGAAGAGGUAACUGUAAUUUGAAAUUGGGUCUGCUUGACGACGCUUUGAAGGACUUUCAAUCGAGCGAGGCAAAAAACCCUGAUGAUGGUGCCGUUAAGACCAAAAUUGAAUACACAGAAACCUUAUUGACACAGAAGAAAGAGAAAACAAAGAAAAAUCUGGCUAAAUUUUUCAAAUAG
Huiozyma naganishii CBS 8797 is the source of this 1191-nucleotide messenger RNA. RefSeq names its product peptidylprolyl isomerase CPR7 (gene CPR7). NCBI's taxonomy places the organism in Eukaryota, Fungi, Ascomycota, Saccharomycetes, Saccharomycetales, Saccharomycetaceae. Gene Ontology annotation, biological process: protein folding; protein peptidyl-prolyl isomerization. The coding region runs from base 1 to 1191 and encodes 396 amino acids. The record is from RefSeq and is a predicted model, not a curated record. Gene Ontology annotation, molecular function: peptidyl-prolyl cis-trans isomerase activity; protein binding. The transcript has a single exon.